Prunus armeniaca (apricot) is the source of this 852-nucleotide messenger RNA. NCBI's taxonomy places the organism in Eukaryota, Viridiplantae, Streptophyta, Magnoliopsida, Rosales, Rosaceae. The record is from the annotation of a GenBank genome assembly.
AUGGUGAAGUCCGAUCCCGUAAGAUAUUUGCUUACAAGGCCGGUAUUAUCCGGACGCCUUGCACGUUGGCUGCUACAACUGUCCGAGUUUGAUAUCACCUGCACCACCUCAAAAGCCAUCAAAGGGCAGGCCGUGAUUGACAUGUUGGCUUUAUUUCCCGAAGUUGAAGAAUCAACAAUCUCUAAGGAAGUUCUGGGGGAGCUGCCGGAAAUGGUUGCUGUAGUCACAGAGGCAGAACCAUGGACCCUCUACUUCGAUGGGUCUUCUACAUCGAAGGGUGGAGGGGCAGGUGUGGUGCUUGUCAAUCCCGAGGGGCAAGCCAGGGCCCUCUCGUUUAAGCGAAAUUUCCCAUGCACAAAUAAUACGGCAGAGUAUGAAGCUUUUAUUGCAGGGAUGUCUACAACAAGGGAAAUGGGUGUCAAAAGAAUUAAAAUUAUUGGGGAUUCAAACUUGGUGCUGAGUCAAUUACAAGGAAAUUUCGCCGUAAAGGAACCAGCGUUGGCACCAUAUCGUACAGCUGCUGAAAGGCUUGUUCGUUCUUUCAAACAGGUUGUGUUGGAACAUAUCCCGGGAGUCACUAAUAGAUAUGCUGAUGCGUUGGCCACUUUGGGGUCGAGGCUCUCAUUUAUUGAAGAACAACCCAAUAUUGCAGUAAUCAAGAAGGACACGCCAGUUGUUGAAGCAAUGGCUCAAGAGGAGCAGCUGGAAGAGGAUGACUGGAGGAAGCUUGUGAAAGAAAAAAUAGGCAAAGGAAACGACAUCAAAGAAUUGAAGGAUUAUGCGAUCAUCUUUGGGGAACUGUACAGACGCCUUCCGGGAGGUAUUUUGACCCGCUGCAUAGGGAUAACAUAA